AUGGCGACCAAAUCACUAGCCUCCUGGGCCGUAAACCUCCAGCCCUCCUCCCUCCCAACAUCCGUCAAACAAGCAGCUCUCCGCUCCCUCUACAACUACAUCGGCUGUGCGAUAGGCGGCAGUGACCACCCUACCGUCACCAAAGCGUACAAUGCACUCUCACCCUUUUUCGGCAAGGAGACGUCGUCUUUGCUCGGCCACAAAGGAUCGAAGAAAGCAGACGCCCAGCACGCCGCCUUGCUCAACGGCAUUGCUUCUCAUGUCCAUGACUACGACGAUACUCACUUGGCUACUAUCAUCCACCCAACAGGUCCGGUCGCCAGUGCUCUGCUUGCCUACGGAGAGUACAAGGGUGGUUUCUCCGGCGAAGACAUCCUGUGCGCACUAACGGCUGGUAUCGAAGCCAGCUGCAAGAUCGGCCUCGCAGUCUGGCCGGAGCACUACGACAUCGGCUGGCACAUCACCUCCAGCACCGGAAGUGUUGGGGCAGCGGUGGCGGUCGGUAAGCUGAUGCAUCUCUCCGAGGAGCAGAUGGCGCAGGCGAUCGGUGUUGCUGCUGUGCAAGUUGUCGGUCUGCGUGAGAUGUUCGGCAGCGACACCAAGUCGUUCCAUCCCGGACGAGCUGCGCAGAGCGGGUUGCUUGCGGCGCUGCUAGCGGAGCAGGGCUACACCAGCUCCGAGAAGGCACUCGAAGCGAAGCGUGGGUGGGCGAACGUCGUUGCCGGAGGCGGGACGCCAAAGCUAGAUCAGUUUGUUGGUGAGCUAGGGAAGAAGUGGGAAAUCGAGGCGAAUGCGUUCAAGCCGUUCCCGUGCGGUAUCGUGUGCCAUCCAGCAAUCGAUGGGUGCAUACAGCUGCAUCAGGAAAUCCAGCGCAAAGGGCUGAAAUUUGACGACAUCAAAGACGUGCAAGCUGUGGUGCACCCACUAGUCAUCGAGCUGACAUCGAAGCGCACACCCAAGGACGGCCUGGAAGGCAAGUUUUCCGUGUUCCAUGGUGGAGCUGUGGGAUUGCUGUACGGAAAAGCAGGACCUGCACAGUACGGCGACACAGUGGUCACAGAUUCGUCUGUUAUCGCAGUAAGAGACAAGAUCGAUGCACAGCCUGACAAGAACCUGAAAGCGGACGAGACUUACCUGACCAUCAACUUUGAGGAUGGAAGCAAAUUGGAAAAGCGGAUCGACCAUGCAGUCGGCUCGCUUGAAGUUCCCAUGACGGACGAGCAGUUGACGGCGAAAUUCGUCGACCAAGCUGGGCUCGUCCUCGGCGAAGCAGAUGCGAAAUCAGCAAGCGACGCUGCGUGGCGGGUCGGCGAGAGCAAGAAUGUGGCAGAAGUAAUGCGCACGUUGUGA
Molecule: messenger RNA, 1350 nt
Organism: Saxophila tyrrhenica
Lineage: Eukaryota; Fungi; Ascomycota; Dothideomycetes; Mycosphaerellales; Extremaceae
Exons: 1
Coding region: 1-1350 (449 amino acids)
Molecular function (GO): lyase activity
Source: RefSeq, a predicted model, not a curated record